AUGGCUAGGAUUGGUGGCUUAGACGGGCAGAUUGAAGAAAGCGGCAAAAAUCUGUCGUUUGGAGAGCGGCAAAUCAUUUCGAUAUGUCGAGUUUUGCUGGCUCAAUGCAAAGUGAGUUCUCGUAGCAGGGAUGCAAUAAUCUUUAUCCCAUUACUGCAUUCACAAGUGGUUCUGAUCGAUGAAGCUACGUCCCAUCUCGAUGCUAAUGUACAUCAACGAAUGAUGUCGCUUAUAUCGUCUUACCUACCCAGAGCUACCGUAAUCUGCAUCACGCACGUAAUGCAUGGCCUCUCAGAUUUUGACACUGUGAUUGAGAUGGCGAAUGGAAAGAUCAUAAGCAGAGGACCACCAGAACAGGCGUCCAUAUCUCAUGAAAUUCAACCAUGA
This is a messenger RNA of Cylicostephanus goldi, 387 nucleotides long. NCBI's taxonomy places the organism in Eukaryota, Metazoa, Nematoda, Chromadorea, Rhabditida, Strongylidae. The record is from the annotation of a GenBank genome assembly.